CAGGUGGACACUUAUUCAGUGUUUUACUGAGUCUUAUAUAAUAGAUUAGAGAUGUCUGAGAGUGUUCCUAAUGGUGUAAAUCACAAUGAUAAGCUGGAUAGAGGAGAGCUUGUUGAGAGGGUGGUGGAUAUCUAUGAGAGCGCAGAUGCUAUUAAAGGCCAUAAGCCCAACAUAGAGGUGGAGGACACCAACACAAAGAGCAACCUACAAACUCAGCACACAGGAGGAGACGCUGUAGAUAUCAGAUAUUACAAACUGGCUGCAGUGUGUCUGGGGCUGCUGUGUGUUAUUGUGUUGGCUGCAAUCACAGUGCUGCUCAUUGAGUUUGACAACCUGACUGUAGAGAGAGACCAGUUAAAGACCAGGUACACCAACCUGACUACAGAGAGAGACUGGUUACAAACCAGUUACACCAAUCUGACUGUAGAGAGAGACCAGUUACAGACCAACAAUACCAACCUAACUAUGGAGAGAGACCAGUUGCAGACCAGUAAAACUUCUUUGACAAGAGAGAGAGACAGACUUCAGAAGUGGAUUUUGCAACUUGGAUGGAGAUACUUCAACUCCAGUUUUUACUACAUCACUACUGGAUUGAAGAUCUGGAGUGAGAGCAGACAGUUCUGCAGACAGAGAGGAGCAGACCUGGUGAUCAUAAACAACAGGGAAGAACAGGAGUUUAUCAACAAAACAGUUGGUAGCACUGAAGCUUGGAUUGGUCUGACGGACAUUGAAACAGAGGGGACCUGGAAAUGGGUGGACAACACAACACUGACCACUGGGUUCUGGUGGACGGGGGAGCCCAAUGAUUUUAAAGAAAAGGAGGACUGUGUUAUAACUGGGUUCAGAGGUGCUGGAUCUGAAAGUGUAUCAACCUGGGCUGAUUUUCCCUGUGGUGAUUCACGACGUGGAAUUUGUGAGAAACGUUUUUAAGUGAAUAGCAGAAACUAUAUUAAUUUUUAAGAUGAGGAAACAAAACACUAGUUUUCAUUCAUCAACAUAUAUAAUAAUAACUUUUUCUUAGGACCUUUCUCAAGAACAAAUUUAAGA
Messenger RNA from Colossoma macropomum (tambaqui), 1047 nucleotides. Its product is annotated as CD209 antigen-like protein C. The record is from RefSeq and is a predicted model, not a curated record. The coding region runs from base 52 to 930 and encodes 292 amino acids. NCBI's taxonomy places the organism in Eukaryota, Metazoa, Chordata, Actinopteri, Characiformes, Serrasalmidae. The transcript is spliced from 5 exons.